AUGGCUAGUACCAUAAAUCUGAUGAAGAAAAAUUUGGCAAAACCGGCGAUAGGUAAACAAAAAAGUUUCACGCCAGCAAUCACUAAGAUCUUUAUUUUACAGCUCCACCCUUUCGCUAUGUACACGCAGCUCCCGUUUGACGAACUCAAGGUCGACCCCAACCAAAAGAAAAGAAUAGCUUAUUUUUACGACGCUGAUAUAGGAAACUAUGCUUAUGGUGCCGGACAUCCAAUGAAACCCCAUCGUAUAAGAAUGGCACAUUCUCUUAUAAUGAAUUAUGGACUUUACAAAAAGAUGGAAAUCUAUCGUGCCAAGCCAGCUACAAAACAAGAAAUGUGUCAAUUCCAUACUGAUGAGUAUAUUGAUUUCAUAAGUCGAGUGUCACCUGAUAACUUAGACAUGUUUAGUAAAGAAAGUGUUAAGUUUAAUGUUGGUGAUGAUUGUCCUGUAUUUGAUGGAUUAUUUGAGUACUGUGGGAUUAGUGGUGGUGGAUCGAUGGAAGGUGCAGCAAGAUUGAAUCGAGGCAAGUGUGAUAUUGCCAUUAAUUAUGCUGGUGGGUUGCACCAUGCUAAAAAAUCAGAAGCAUCGGGGUUCUGUUACUUGAAUGACAUAGUGUUGGGUAUAAUUGAAUUAUUGAGAUAUCAUCCUAGAGUAUUGUAUAUUGAUAUUGAUGUUCAUCAUGGUGAUGGGGUUGAAGAAGCAUUUUACACAACUGAUCGAGUGAUGACAUGUUCAUUCCACAAGUAUGGUGAGUUUUUCCCUGGAACUGGUGAAUUGAGAGACAUUGGAGUUGGGAAGGGAAAAUACCAUAGUGUUAAUGUUCCUUUGAGAGAUGGUAUUGAUGAUGCUACAUACAAAUCCAUUUUUGAGCCGGUGAUUACCAAAAUUGUAGAAUGGUAUCAACCAUCAGCUAUUGUGCUACAAUGUGGUGGUGAUUCCUUAAGUGGUGACAGAUUGGGAUGCUUUAAUUUAUCAAUGGAAGGUCAUGCUAAUUGUAUCAAUUUCGUUAAAUCACUCAAUAUCCCAUUGAUGGUGUUGGGUGGUGGUGGGUACACUAUGAGAAAUGUGGCUAGAACAUGGGCUUAUGAAUCAGGGUUAUUGAACAAUGUCAAAUUGCCAGCAGAGUUACCGUACAAUGAAUAUUAUGAAUACUACGCACCAAACUAUACUUUAGAAGUGCGUCCAUCAAAUAUGUAUAAUCAAAAUUCGCCUGAGUUCUUGGACAAGGUUAUGACAAGUAUUGUUGCCAAUUUAGAAAACACUAAGCAUGCGCCAUCAGUACAAAUGAAUGAUGUGCCUAAUGAUCCAGAAGAUUUGGGUGAUAUCGAAGAAGAUAAUGUGGAAGCAAUUGAUACUAAAGGUGGAUCAGAAAUGAGUCGAGAUGCUCAAGUACAACCAGAAAAUGAGUUUUAUGAUGAGGACGAUAAAGAUGCAGGGGAGAAGAACAUCGAGGAAAAUGGUAAAAGAGAAGAAAGUAAUGGACAAAGUAGUAAAGCUAAUGCUCCUGAAGAAGAGGAUGUGAAAAUGGAUGAUGGAGAUGACACGCAGAAUAACACUGUUGAGGAAGACAAAACGAAAGAUGAAACUGCUGAUGUUUCAAUGUUGACGGAAGAAGAAUUGAAAGAAAUUGAAGCUAUGAACGAAGCAGCUUUGAAGAAUGAGUAA
Messenger RNA from Lodderomyces orthopsilosis Co 90-125, 1665 nucleotides. It is a transcript of the gene RPD31, whose product is annotated as histone deacetylase. The record is from RefSeq and is a predicted model, not a curated record. Bases 1 to 1665 code for a protein of 554 amino acids. Gene Ontology annotation, molecular function: histone deacetylase activity. The transcript has a single exon. NCBI's taxonomy places the organism in Eukaryota, Fungi, Ascomycota, Pichiomycetes, Serinales, Debaryomycetaceae.